GCAAAACGGCAAAGGCUAGCAAAACAAACAGCAAAGACCUUUAGCUGACGACACGUGUUCAGUUUUUAGCAGCUGAGCUAAUAUUAAAUGUAAAGUAAUAUCUUAAGCACUAGAUAAGCAUAUUUCUUAAAUGAGCUUAAAGACUCGUAGACUGAAUUUAAAAAAUGGUUCAGAACAAAAGUUUAUUCAUUACAUAUUUUCUUUGGUUGUUUUUUGGUUGGUUUGGGGUCCAUCAUUUUUAUCUUGGACGUGAUCGACAAGCGUUUGCCUGGUGGUCCACCUUAGGAGGAGUAUGCCUCCUUGGUUGGAUAAGAGACUUGUGGAGGAUACCUGAUUAUGUAGAAGAUGCGAAUGAAACUGAAGAGUUUUUACAAGAGUUUACUAGAAAGCUCCAGCUUAGGAAAUACCCACGCUUUCAAAUUGUUCGUUUUGCCGGGCAGCUAAUGGUUGGAUAUUUUUAUGGGAUUCUAGUUAGAAUGGCACUUCCUGAAGAAACACCGUAUUUUGUAGUUGGUGUUUUAGUUUCAGUAGGUGUGACCACUGGGACCCACAUGAUUGGCAAUAUUGGUAGAGAACAGGGAGGAUUUAAGUUUCCCUUUCUUGCAACCUUAACAUGUUUUUCUCUCUUGUCUUUCCUCACUAGUGAAGAAGCAAGCUGUAUGUAUUGCGCUCUAGCUGCCACGUGUACAUUUCAAUACUUUCGGGAAUACAGACAAACUUAUAGGCGGAAUUCUUUGUGUAAGCGAGUUUUAUUGUUUUCUUGGUGUAUGUUUAUCAUCAUGGCUUUAUGGAUGUGUUUCUUUUACUUUAACGCUGAGAUUACAACUGAUGACGGAGAAACGAUAAAAAUACGUGACUCGGUAAAUCAUUUCUUCAAAUCACCUGUAUGGCUAGAAUUCAAAAGCACUGUGUGGGAAUUAUACGAACAGGGAAAGAAACAUGGAUGGAAGAACAUUUAUGACGAGUUAAUAAAAGCUUUAGAUCCGAAAGGUGAGGCGAAUGCUAGGAAAGUUUUAGGUGUAAACGAAACUGCUAGUAACGAAGAGAUAAAAAGAAUCUACAAGAAAUUAGUACGGAAAUGGCAUCCUGAUAAAAACAAGGAGAACAAAGAGGAAGCACAACAAAAGUUUAUGGAAAUUCAAGAAGCUUAUGAUAUUUUAACUAGUAGAAAGAACUCAAAAUCAAGGCAAGAUUCUGAAAGGACUGAAUUUUAGUGUUUUUAUUUUGUGUAACGUUAAUCUUUAGGUUUUAAUUUAAAAACAAUAAAUAGAUACACAUGUAUAUAUAUUGGGUUUAGGGAUGCAAGUCUAUUUUUUGCAACUAAAAAAUGUCUAUCGUAGGGAAGAAAUUUUUGUGGAAGUUAAUUUUGCAGAGUUUUUAUUCUCCCCGAUUUUUGGCGCUAUACCUAAAUUAUUGUGAUUUAAAGAUGAAAAAAUUUGAUUUUGUAAUAUAAAUUAUAGUGGUUUCAAUGCUUAUUCUUUACACUCUGCAACAUAAAUUAUUACGUUUUAACAAUCUUACGACAUUAAUUUUUGCAAUUCUAUUAUUUUUUAUCGAUUUUAAAAAAAAAAUUCUGAAAAUGUUUUUCAUGGCUACCUCUGCAUUUUUAGUAUGGUUUUUUUUACUGUUAUUUUUGGCAUUUUUUAAUAAUUUUGUAACAUUAAUUGUUGCAAUUCCUAAAGGUAGUGCAUUUUGUGACAAAAAUUAAAUUAAAUCUGUUGUAAUAAUUAUAUUUCGCAAAAAUUACACUGUACAGAGCCAAUGGCAAAAAAUUUGUCAGCUGCAAUUUAAGAUCCGCGAUUCCUUUAACAAGCUAUUAAAUUAAAUUGAAAAAAAAUACAUAAAAGUCUUGAAGACACAACGAGGAACGAAACGAGGAAAUUGACAAUGUUUAGAGUGACAUAUUUUACUUAGUAUUUCAUUUUGACACUGUUUAGAUAUAUUACAUGUUUUUGUCAUAAUUUUUCUUUGUUUUUAUAAAUGGCUGUUAUAAUCACCAACAGCUAUUCCGCGUUUUUUGCGAUAACAUUUAAUUGCAAAAAUUUAUUCCGCCUUUUGUAUCAAAAUCUUUCCAAUGAAAAAAAAAUUGUACUGCAAAAAGGCAUAUCAAUCGUGAAAAUAAGAUCCGAAAAUUUUUUUAGUGUUUAAAAAAAAUCACGCAGAGACUCAAUGUUAGCAAUUUUCAGUAAUAAUUAUUUGUGAUUCGCAAACUUUAUUCUUCGUGAAAUAUUCUAAUUUUUGCAAUUCGCUAAUUUUUUACCAGUUUUUCUCACAAUUUCCUUCGGGGUCGGACCCAAAAAUACGUGGUAAUUCGGGUUCUUUAUUUUUUUUAAAUUUAACGAUUUUAAAUAAAUAUAAAUUCAAAAUUACCAUUUUUUAAUCGUUCACAAAAUUUUCUCGUUCCGGUGGGCGGAGUUAGCAGUAUUUUUCUGGGAUUUUCAACGUGUAUUUAAAAAAAUCCAAGUCCAAGUAUAAAUUAUAUAUUUAAAGUAAAUUCCCUUUGUGGAUGUUGCUCUCGUAAAAAAGCGCCUAUUUCCAUGAGAAAGGAUUCCAGUUAUUAUUCAAAAAAGGAUCUCACCUGGAUGUAUGUUUGUUUUGAAACGUCAAAUUGUGUUUUUGUCAUGGGUAAUAUAUGUAAACGCGUAAAAGAAAAUAUGUAUUAUUUCGUAGAAUGGUAUAAAUAUUUGACACUGGUUUGAUGAAAUUGAUUUUCUAGUGGUUUUAAUGAUAGUGUGCAAUGCACUAUCAUUUUUUUUUAAUUUUUGGUGCUUAUUCAGUGUGGCAGCAAACGAAUUUUAUUUUA
This is a messenger RNA of Hydractinia symbiolongicarpus, 2803 nucleotides long. RefSeq names its product dnaJ homolog subfamily C member 22-like. The transcript is spliced from 2 exons. The coding region runs from base 165 to 1214 and encodes 349 amino acids. The record is from RefSeq and is a predicted model, not a curated record. Gene Ontology annotation, biological process: endocytosis. Gene Ontology annotation, cellular component: early endosome; plasma membrane. Lineage: Eukaryota; Metazoa; Cnidaria; Hydrozoa; Anthoathecata; Hydractiniidae.